Messenger RNA from Conger conger (European conger), 3138 nucleotides. Its product is annotated as mRNA decay activator protein ZFP36L2-B-like. Bases 407 to 1579 code for a protein of 390 amino acids. The record is from RefSeq and is a predicted model, not a curated record. Gene Ontology annotation, molecular function: metal ion binding; mRNA binding. Lineage: Eukaryota; Metazoa; Chordata; Actinopteri; Anguilliformes; Congridae. The transcript is spliced from 2 exons.
AUAGAUCUUUUCCGCUAGUUUCGUUUCUGGUCAUUCUGUGUGAGGUACAGUAGCUAGCCUAUAGUAGACCACACAUUGCUUGGAGGAAAGAAGAAGAGUCGCGUCUCCAGUCCCAGCAACGUUUUGCAGAAGCUCCUCCCUCACCGCAGCUGCCUGAACAUGUAUACAUAUGCGAUGCAUUAGCCGUGGAAGCAGAAGGGUUUCGGUGACUACAAAGGAAUUACUUAGGCAAAACAGACAAGGUCGCACAGUUUGUUCGCAAGUGGUAGGAUAAAUCGGGAAGUACAAGUUUACUUUCUCUGGAUUAUUGUUUGCGAAACAAAGGUUGUGGCUAUCUCCGUACAUGCAAGGAUCUAACGUUAGCAAGUUGGCGUGAGAGUAACUUCAGCAGAAAUACUCGGAAGAAAUGUCUGCAACAAUUCUGUCUGAUUUCUACGACAUCGACAUGCUGUACAAGCAGGAGAAAUGCCUUAAUAUGAAUGCAUUUCUUGACAAGAAGGCGGUGGGUGUUCCACUGAGUAAGUCAAAUACCACCAACAGUUGCUCCUACACGCGGGGUUUUUCCCGAAGUAAUUCGACCAGCAACGUGGACUCUGUUAUUAACAGCAACAAGUAUUCAGGCAACCCUUGCAGCAACCUCGUGGAGAGCUCAACUGCCAUGAUGAACAAGGAGAACAAGUUCCGGGGCCGCGCGUACAGCGAGAGCGGAGAGCGCAGCCAGCAGCUGCGGGAGCUCCUGCAGCAGAAACACGGCUCUCAGAUUAACUCUACCCGAUACAAAACCGAGUUGUGCCGCCCAUUCGAGGAGAACGGAACAUGCAAAUACGGAGAGAAGUGUCAGUUCGCUCACGGGUAUCACGAGCUGAGAAAUCUGUCUCGUCACCCAAAGUACAAAACUGAACGCUGUCGUACAUUCCACACUACUGGCUACUGUCCAUACGGGCCCCGCUGCCAUUUUAUCCACAACGCUGACGAACGCAGACCCGUGCCCACCAAUGCAAACCUACAGGGAGAACCGAAGCUGGCUCGUGAGCUGUGCGGUUUUGGGCAGCACGUUCAUUUCAAUGACAGACCAAAGCUGCACCAUAGCCUAAGUUUCUCCGGGUUUGCCAGCGACAGCGGACUUCAGUCAGCCUUUGAGGGUCACACAUCACGCACACCUCCCCCAUCCUACUCGCACCCCUGCUCCUCAAAUAUCUACGAGGACACCCUUUCUCCCAUCCCUCUGUCAUGUGUGAACGGCUCCCUAUGUCUACCUGGACAUGAUCUGAAGGCCCUGCUCGCCCCGCUGGCGAUUCCGGAGCAGAACGGUUAUGACCAGCACGGUUGUGGCUUCUACGGAAACCUACAGGCCGACGUUUGCCCAACUUCUCCCCAGUAUAGAAUCUCUCUGCGACGCCUUUCCGAGUCGCCAGUGUUCGAUUCACCCCCAAGUCCACCUAACACCCCAUCAGACCGGGAGAGCUGCGUGAGCGGGUCCCGCAGCUCUUCUGGGAGUCUCAGUGGCUCUGAAUCGCCAAGUUUGGAUGCAGGAAAACGUUUGCCAAUCUUCAGCAGGCUGUCGAUUUCUGAUGACUGACGAGCUAGAUUAAUUCGUGUUGGCUGUCGUUAUCUAUAUGGCGUUGAGUGACGCCAUAUGAGAAACGUUUGCAGAACGGUAACGGCAUUAGUAUGCUAAUACAAAGCUAACGAUAUAUCUGCGAACAUAAAGUGCAUUCCAUAUGUAGUCAGUUCGUCUAAUGCAACCUGCGUAAAGUUUGUAAAUGCCAGAUUUAUAUUCUACAAGUUUAUAACGACUUUUAAUAUUCUACCAUGAAUAUGCCUUAGUGUAAGUACAUGUUUUCAAACUUGUUAGUUCAUGAAACUUUCCAAACUUCCAUUCCAAAGUUUGACGCAGAACGCCACACAGUGGCCUUGGUUCGUUAGUGCAGCUUGUUGGUUAAAAAGCACUGUUCAUAUUGGGGAAAUCAACGCAGAUGGUUCAGAAUAUUUUUUUAGCUGUUGAUUAUUUAGCGUUCGCAAUUUGCUAUGAAACUAUUUAACUUAUUUAUUACAUUGAGUAUAGGCUACGUCAGAAUUUUGUUUGUCCAUACUAUAUUUAUCAAGUAUGAAGCAAUAGAUCAGUAUUCUUGUUUAAAUUAUGAUUGCCAUUAUUAAUCUGCAGAACGUGAAGUGUCCUUUCACAGUAAUAUAUUUUUUGUUACUUCACUUGGUUAUUUUAUUGUAAAUGAGAUCUUAAUUUAAGCGAUUGUAUGUAAUAUUUAUUUCAUUAAUUUUGUUUUCAUGUUUACGUUUAUAUAAUGAUCUUUGUAAUUUACUUGGGAGGUCUGGCUUCAAAGUGUUUUGGGUGGAUCUCUGGAAUGUAAAGGAGGUUUGCAGGCCGUCCCAAUUCGAAAACUUUUAAGGGGUGUUUUUUUUUUUUUUUUUCUUCGUUUAUUUACUUUGUCAAUUUUUGGUGACAGACCCCCUAGUUAAAAGUAAAUUGGCCCCAAAAAUAGUGUUUUGUAUGAGAUCACACUGUGAUUCACGCCACGUGCCAUAGGAUGUAGCAGUCCCUUGUGUCCUAGUGUUAUGGUGCUGUAGCACCCACAGGCCUUUGGAAUCUUAAGUGCCUGAAGAUUGUCCAGGUGCAGUGUUGGUUAACCGUUCUAUAUAUUCAAGUCCUGUGAAUUGAAUGUAUUGUGUUGAUAUGCUGAAGACAUUGCCACCUGACCCCACCCAUUUGUCUUUCUGAUAUUAUAUAUUCUUUGUAAACCAGCUAUUUUUUAUUUUAUUUUUAAAGCUGGUAAUCUUUGCCUUUUGUUUUCUUCUCCCAUUCCUAAACACUUUAUUUAAAUUAAAACAUUUUGUUCCAUGUAGAUUUGAAAGUAAGAAUCUUCCAUGAUUGUCGGAUUUGUACUUUGAGGGGGAGGCGGGGGGUCUGGAUCUUGUCUGUACAUAGUUGGUACACGGGAUGCAUACUAUGUACUUUGACUACUUUAUCAGGAGUAAAGCUUUUUUUGAAUGUAAGAAAAACAAAUUGGAUGAAGACACAAGUUGCAAUGCACGUUUUUCCGGGAGACUGUUCACUCCAAGCUGAGUGCGACUAAAUGUGCUGUACAUCUUUGUCGUUCUCCCAAAUAAAAGCAUUUUUGGAAA